AUGGAACCUUACGUUGGUUACUCGGAACUUGCUCGUUACCUGAAAGACAAUGACAAGGCAACGUGGUCCUAUGCUGAAUUUCUGACACUCCAUCGUGAUACUCUCCUUAAGUCACCACCUUAUUUGGACGAAUGGUUUCAUCUCGAUGGUCGCUGGGCUAAUGUUUUUUAUACGAAGUACGAGAGCUGGAUCCAAGCAAUUUCAGCAUCAUGGAAAAGAGGGUGGUGCAUCUUAUAUUUUUAUUUUUAUAUUUUGCCUAGGGAGCUCCUGUCCGCUCUCAUCAUGAUUAGGAGAGCAUUGGCUCUCUUCCCAGCCACUAUCAUUGCGAAAUCGCUUUUACUUGAAGUUGGAUCUUUUCUUUUAAUGAAAAAAGUUGUAUUAAAUUGUAUACUCCGUUCCGCAGAAGUGACUUCAUACAAGCAUAGAUUUGAUUUUGUUUAUGUCGCAAAAAAGAUAUUAGCAAACCAAACACAUCUAAAUGCAAGUAUGGACUUGCUGGGUAUUGCUGGAAAACAAAAUUUUCAACAAAUGACCUCUAAGGGUUGUCUAAAGACCUUCGGCGAAACCAAUGAACUACAGAUGUUAUAUACCGAACCUCAGGAAACAAUUUUAGACUUCGAAAACAAUCCAUUUCUGGACAAAGAAAACAAGGACGAGGAUCGUGAAUUGCCGAACUACUCCAUAUCUUCCGAAUCUGAAUUAGGUGAUGCAUCUGGGUGCUCCGACAAUGGAACUCUUGAAAAUGGUAAAGAUAUCAAAGAAAGUCUUGAAAGUGAAGAGGACGGUUUCAUGAACGAUCAUGCCAAAUUAGAACAUAAAGUGAAGUUUCGCAAUAUGCAUAUCGAUAAGAAGUGGAAGUUGCCUUCGGGCGAUUACGUCGAAAAUAUUUUGUAUGAACAUGCAAAAGAUUUACAAUAUGAAGAUCAAUUACAUAGCUUCAUAAUCGACACCAGCAAUGAUGCUAUAAUGGAUCUUUUCAAAGAUGUUGACCAUGAUCAUAUAAUUACAUACAAUACUUCUCCCGAACCUGAAUUAUCAGAUGAAUUGAUUAAUUAUCUUAUGAGAUAUCGUAAAUUUCAGCCUAGCGAAAUGUACGAAUUGAGACCGAAUGACUUCACAAGAGGCCAUUUAGAAGGAUGGUUUACCAGUAAUAUUUGGAGUGUCAUAGUUGAUGCCUGCUUUAUUGAUCUCGAGACAAUUGAAUUUAUCCGAGGCGAAGGCUGUUCUGGUGCAUCAAGACAGCGAAAAAACCGUGAAAGAAAGAAUCCGAAGGUCAGGAAGAUCAUGGGACGCAAGUGUGAUGGGAUUGUACGUGAUUUGGGAUCGCCAGAAGAAUUUGCAGUUAGUGAAGAAGGUCGCACUUGGACCGGAGAAGACGGUACCAAAUAUUUAUCUGACGGUUCAUUGAAGAUGCCAAAAAUAAUGCGCGAUAUGCUAUUUCAAAAAAUUAAAAAGCACGGUGUUAGUUUUGUCAAAAAGAAUCAGAUCGAAAUUGUCGGAUUUUUGCAUUCCGCUCAAUACCUACAAAUGCUUGUGAUGGAUAUUCCAUCUGGAUACAUAUGUCGGCUUCGUAGAUAUCCUCUUAGCCAGGUACCAACUGUUCUUUCUGAAAUUGAUGAUCUUAUUUCCGUGGUCUACGAUGUGCUUAUUGCAAAGCUCCGAAUUACUCGAUGUUUGGAAUAUUCAAAUAACCCAAGUGAUAAAACUUCGAUUAACAGCAAUGAAGCUUUAAAGAAACGCUUAAAGAAAAAGUCUAUAAACCGACAACAAGAGAAUGAUGAUUACGAAUUUCCGAGUUCACAGAAGACUCCCAAAAAAAGAAAGAUUGAAAAACCCAAAAAAGUCUGA
Funneliformis caledonium is the source of this 1848-nucleotide messenger RNA. The record is from the annotation of a GenBank genome assembly. NCBI's taxonomy places the organism in Eukaryota, Fungi, Glomeromycota, Glomeromycetes, Glomerales, Glomeraceae.